Octopus sinensis (East Asian common octopus) is the source of this 4633-nucleotide messenger RNA. RefSeq lists its product as uncharacterized. The coding region runs from base 471 to 4625 and encodes 1384 amino acids. Lineage: Eukaryota; Metazoa; Mollusca; Cephalopoda; Octopoda; Octopodidae. The transcript has 12 exons. The record is from RefSeq and is a predicted model, not a curated record.
AUCGCCUUAAGCAACAAUGCAAAGUGAGCGUAUAGUAUUGCGUCUUACAGCUUUGCCAACAAUUUGUCUAUGUCGAUGAGAGAGAGAGCAAGAGAAAGGACAAGAGAGAGCAAGAGAAAGGAAAAGAGAGAGAGAGAUUACACUGUAAACUGUCAGUUAGUCAGACAGCACAACGAAUGUCAUAUCUUCAGCAACUGACAGCUUACAGGACAGGCGCCAUUUUGACGGUCAAACACCGUCGUUAUACUCUACAGUAGUAUAAGCUACUGAAAGUGGUGUUCUGAUAUAUCUCGCUCUCUGUUUUCUUGACAAUAGUCAUUCUCAUUGCUUUUUUGUUCUUUUCUUUUUCCAACAAGUUUUUAAUAUCUCAGUAACGAUUAAAUACAUAACCCAUCAAACAUUUCAUGAAAUUAAUCUUAUAGUUAUAUUUGAAGAGUUCUAUUUUUUGACACAGGAAUUCCAUUGGCAUAAUGGCUUCAGAUUGUCUAGACCCCUUGGAAGAAUGCAUUUCAAAAGCCUUACCAACACAGCCUAUUUCAGGUGUAAAAACUCUUGCAAAAACCCUGAGGGACAUUGGCGUGGAAACUCUUGAGGACCUGCAGUAUGUUGAAGCUUCAGAUCUUUCAUCAGUUCUGAAACCAAUCCAGAUACGCAAACUUCUUCAACAAACCAAACUUGACUUGAACCAACCACCAACUACUUUGUACUCUUUACCUGGUCAAAUACAGAAUAUGAUAUCAAAGAUUGGAGCACCUUUCCAGAAUAACAACUUACAGCAACCUGUGAUAGGAAACCUACAUAGUUCAUUGCCGACUUCAGGAGUUUGUGUUCAACUUCCCCUACCGAAAAUGACCACGUCAAAUGUAUCAAAACAAACUAUUGUAGAAAACUCACACAACUCCAUCAUGUAUCCGCAUAACAACACUUCACCUCUUCUCCCGCUCAGUAUGCCUGGCUCAUCUCCAACCAAUCAGUCCAGCCCUCAGCUGUCUAAUGUAACUCAAUAUCAGAACCGUAACAUACCACAGUACAGUAAUAUGAACAAUGUUAUUCUGCCAUCGACUCAGGUUGUUGAAGUGACCCCAAACCUCUCUGCAGGUAAUAAUCCUGUGAAAGAUAUUUCUUCUGGCGUCAACAGAGCAAGGGUAAGGAAUCAGUCAAAACGGGACAAACUUUCUCUGAUGGCAUCAUCGCUUGAAAGAGAUGAUAAUAGUUCUAAAGGCAUCAGUCCUAGCUUGUCUUCUCUCACUCGUCUGUGCUCAGUUUAUGGCGGAGACAGAAAAGAGGUAGUUGAGAUAUCACCACAGCCUGCAAUCGAUAAUGCUGGAUGGAAUACGGAGAACAGUGAACCGAAAUUGUCUGCAGCUGAUCCUAUUAUUGUUAGUGAUGAUAGCAACUGUUCGACUACAUCAGAGACUUUGAAUUCUAAAAAUUUUGACAAGAUGUCAGACAACAGUCUGAUGACCCACACAUCUGAAUUAUUACCUCUAGCAAAUAUAAACAAUGAUAAACAGCAGCAGCAACAACAACCUUUGGAUAUAUUUUCAGUUAAUUUACCUAUUGGAUUAUAUCCUGAAAACAAUUCUAAUAUGUUUGCUGAUGAAAAUUCAGAAUGGGUCCAAAAUUUUCAGAUCCCCAUUGAUAAAAUGCCUCCGGCUCUUAUUCAUGCUUUGAAGAACAAACAACGUCCGGAAUCAAACCUUCGUCGAGAGAUGAUUCGUGUUGUUGUUGCAGAAGCAAUAAAAUUCUGUGCAAGACCAAACCGAAGACAGUUAUUUUUCAUUGCACAUAAAAUGGUGACCGAAUAUCCUGAAUCCUUGAUGGAUGAUACACUAAGUCCCAAUGGUAGACAAACUGGUUUUGAGGCCAUUUUGAAACAGUUGCAAUCUCGUGUUGAAAAUAUCAAUCGGUUUGACCGUGGACAGUUCCUUUACCAAAAGAAGUUAAUGUCUUGGACUAAGACUCAGCAAAAAUCUGAUUCUGGCAAUCAGAAAUCAAGUAAGUUGUUGAAUAACUACGGCUGCAUUAACUGGCAGCCACUAAAAUUACCCCCAAAUGAAACAAAAUGGAGCCUGAGAAUGAAACAGGAUUUACUGCGGAGCAUCUACAGUUCAAAGUGGGAUGUUGAAUUUGUGGAAAAAGACAUGAUAACUACUUUCUUUUUCCAAAGAAAAGACAUCAAUAAUGGUGCUUCCAUCACCACAUUACACAAAGACUGGCCUUUUCUCUUUGAAGAAAUUGGGCUAAUGGUUCAUUUCAAAGAACUGACCACAAUCGACAUGAAAAGCGUUAUAAAUGACUUUCUCAACAAUAGUAAAGUGGAAACAAUUAUUAAUGUAAUGAAAUCCCUUUUUUUAAUUACUAACAUAACAGAUAUAGAACAGAUUCUCCAAACAGCUGCCAACUACAAGAAAUGUGAGAAACAGAACUCUGAGAAUGAUAUCAAUGUUGCAUUAAUGAUGCAACUUCUAAUGGUAUAUCUCGGUGAAGAUAUACAACAUCUAUUUCCUCUUGUACCAGUGAAUUAUACUGUAACAGACUUAGAAUCCUCCAACAUUCCUGAAACUCCAUGUCUUAUUGCCUGCGGUGAUUCGUUGUUGAAUUCCUGUAAGUUUCUGCUUUGUGUUGAUGGUACUGUUGUCAACGAACAGAUCACCAGUUUCGUAACUGGCCUCUGUAUGAUGUUCGCAUCUUACUACUGCUUUAACAUCUGCUACAAUCAAGAGGCACCUGCAACACUGGAAUUUGUUCAAAGGUGUUUGUUUGAUAUUAAUCCCAUGAAAGGCUCCAAAUUUGAUCACCAGAAAUUCAGUAACAAACAUUUUGUUGUUCAUCCUAAGAUCAAUACGCUCUUGAAAUCUUUGAUUGAUUUAGGCUUUCAGGUGUCUCCAGAACUCAAUGGGUGUGUAUCGAACAGGAAAUCAAGAACUCCUGAUUCCUCUGAUAUCUCAAGAUGGUCUUUGGAAACGACAAACAAUUCCAAUGAUUCUGAUCUUCCAGCUUUAUCUUCUCUUUGUCCAACAACAGCAGCAGCAGACAACUCUCAGAAUUUCCCAUCUUUAACAAAUAAACCAAGCGAUGAAAACGAACUUGUGACAAAUCCUUCAAUUAGCAUCGAAUGUAAUGAGAUAACCAGUCAAGGCUUAUCAGAAGACCAACAGCAGCAACAACAACAGCAACAGCAUCAACAACAGCAACAGCAAGAACACCAACAGCAACAGCAAGAACACCAACAGCAGCAACUUACCUCUGCCAACAUCAGCAAUAUGCCAGCAUCCUGUGAAGCACCUCUGGUAAUUUCAGUGGAAGAAGUUCAGGAUUUUGAACUCCCAGAUCAAAAUUUUAGGUACAAUAUCAUGAAUACUACAAAUGAGCUACAAGAAAACCCAACCAAGUUUGUUCCAAAAAUCAAAAAUAGGUUAAAGCAUUGCCGUAGUGUUCGGGGACAUGGCGCUAACAAAAAGCCCAAAGAAUGGAUGAGAGAAUAUUGGCGCAUUAAAAAGCGGGAAUCUCGAGCUCGUCAAGACUAUUGGAGAAAGCGUGUAUUGCAUGAGUCGAUUCCAGGACAAGCGAGCACCACUGUUCCAACUGGAGAACCCAUUUGUAAUCAGGCUUUUGAUAUUAAUACAAACAUACCUUGUGAUGAUGGUCAACCAAACAAGAAAAAUGUUCAGUUACAUUCACCACAAGCCUUGGUUCAACCACAGACUUCUGUGGUGCCAACACCAUCUCCAGUUCCAAAGCCACCAACCUACAAAUUCCAGAUGCAGCAUCAUCAGAGUUGUGUAAUGACCCAACUUUAUCAGAUGUGGAAAUCAAGGUUAUUUUGCAAUGCAGCUAUUAGUAAUGGAACUCAUACAAUCUUAGUUCAUCGAGAUCUUCUCAUUGCCACUUGUACCAAACUUCUGGAAAUUCCAAAUACUGAUGUGCUGAAAGGUGAAUACCUACAGUUAACUUUUACUCCUGACAUUCAAGAGGAAGCUCUCUGGGCCUUUUGUACCUAUAUGUAUGAAGGAGUCCUGGUUUUAAAUUCAGAUAUUCUAUACAACAUGGAGUGCAUUGCUAAGAUCCUUGGUGUAUACAAUAUCUUGAGCCUUGUGGAUCGAUAUAAACAAUGUACAAUGCAAAACCAAUCCAAUACAUCUUUGAAAUCUUCGAAUGAAGAACAGAUGAAUAUAUAUUUCAACUACCAAAUAACAAACAGAUUUCAGAUGGACAACGACUGUGAUGGAGGACCUAGCCAACCAGGAAUAAAGGUGAAACAAGAAACAGACCCGAUUUCCUGUUCUUCGCAAAAUACCAUAGCAGAGUCUCAGAAUAAUUUAAGCAAAUCAGAUUCUUUCCUGAACUACGAACAUGUUGACAACAAAAUGACCUUAACGGGACUUCAAUAUCAGAAGACCAUCUGUAAUUUGUCACAAAUGAUAACAGGUAUGAUUAGUCACAAUCAACCAGACUACAGCACGUCAGUUGUGAUUGAGGUUGAAGUUGAUUCUCUAAUGUCCAACAGCUGUCCUAACGUAAACACUCAAUCAAACACCACUCUUUCUCCAGUCAGUUUGACAACAGUCUCUGGGGAACAGCUCCCUCUUGAUUUACCGCAUACACAAAUAAAAACUGAAUAAAUGUAAAA